ACUGCAAUAUUAGUCUCCACACAUGACAAGGGGGGCGUGUACGCGUUGUGUAUUAGGGUAAUGGAUUGGACCAGUUACGUUUAUUACGUGGACUUUCGUUGAUUGUGACAGUCUUUAUGGAAUAUUAAGGAUGUCUUUGGAUUAUACACGAUAUACAUCCCUGGCGAGGAGAUAUAUAACACUGACAGGGUUGUUGAUACCCUUGUUAUCAGAUUAAAAUCUGAGAUACUAGUACACAUACGUGGGAGUGAUUUAAGGUCAUCCAGACCGGUUAGUCCUCAUCAUGGUGUUUGUGGAUAUCCAGCUUCUCAUCCAGACGUGUUUAUACUUCGCCACAACGAUCUGUGGAUUCGUGGUUUCCAUUUCUGUAGGAGUGACCACGAUAAAAUUUGAUGGAUCUUGUAUUUUAUACGGACACUUUGACUGGAAGAAUUCGACAUCAUUUGUGAUGACGUCAAGUGACGUAGUGAAUUGCCAGAUGCCUAUAUGGGUCAGUGUGUUUGGCUGUAUCUUCUACUGUGUCGGCCUCGGAAUCUACGGCUCCUACGCUCUCCACAAGUCUCGUGCCGACCCAUCCAUUGCUUCUCAGAUGUGGGUCAUGCCGUUCGUGUUGUCGAACUCGCUCCUAACAGCUCUCGUCCUCAUCACUUCCUGUCUCAUCAGUGUGGGAUUCUCAGAUUUUUGCAGCAAACUCACGUCGAAAGGGUUCAUCAAAAAAUGCGUUGAUGGACAGGACAAUGAAUGGACAAACAUCUUAACGAAAGGAAAGUUUAAUGUUGGACACUUCUACGACCGUCUAUCGGUGGCUGAGGCAGGGUCGUGGAUAUGCUUGCUCCUUUGUAUUUGCCAGGUGUUGCUUUGCAUUCUUCGUUUCAUCCGGAACAGAAAGCGGAGGGCCAGCGCUGCUGCAGAUUCCACAUCUCCUCAGCGAGAGCUCACGCCUGACCGCUACAUCUAAACUGUUAGACAAUGAAGGAAACAGUGAGACAUACCGACAAGAGAUAGACUAGAUAAAGUGAUUGCUGCAGAUUACCUCAAAUCUGUGGAAAAUCGUUUGAUAUCGUCUUGGAGAGUGUUCUUUUGAGAUUUUUGACUUUGCGGAUUUAUCAUGUGGUUAGAACAAAGAAACCGUUCAUUGAAAUAUAUAACAUGUAAUCAAUAUAUAUAUCAUGUAUCCUUAUAUCAAACAUUUUGUAUAUGUGUUCAAAUCAGCGAUGUUGAUGCUCGGUGUCAAAUAGCGUCGAUCCGUACUGUACACACAAGGUAAAAUAAUUAACUGGGUUGUGUAUGGUCUACCGACACACUUAACAACUGGAACUGAAGGAAGGAAUGGUAUUCUGGGUUUUGUAAGGUCUACCGACACACUUAACAACUGGAACUGAAGGAAGGAAUGGUAUUCUGAGUUUUGUAAGGUCUACCAACACACUUAACUGGAACUGAAGGAAGAAAUGGUAUUCUGGGUUUUGUAAGGCCUACCGACACACUUAACAACUGGAAAUGAAGGAAGGAAUGGCAUUCUGGGUUUUGUAAGGUCUACCGUCAAAAUAACCAACUGGAACUGAGGGAAGAAAUGAGUACACUGGGUAGUGCAUGAUUCAUAGACACCGUUCCCUGGUAGUGUUUCUUGAGUGCAUCUAAUGUUACUCCGCAAAAUGUAUAACAUACGAAACAAAAAAGUCAUAACUUCCUGCACCAUUCAGGUUUCGCCAUAGCUCUUCGAUUAUUAUCAGAAUAUAUCAUCAUAUAUGAAGCAAGCAUUUCGAUUGUAAUCAUUUAAAAAAAACAACGUUAGGUCAAUUUGUUGUCAAUUGCUCGUUCAUCAGUUUGCUAAUUUCAAGUUUCACGACUUGUUUUGGCAGAAGAAAAGAUACUUCUUUAAGCAUGUAAAUGCAGAUAACGUUAACGUCAUUUUUCUAACACAAUUGACGAUUUACUAAACAUUAUUAACAUAUAUAAUGAUCAUUUUAACCCAAGCUAUACUGAGUAUAGUACACGUGGAAUUUGUACUGAUAUUUUCAUUUGAUAUGCAAUUACAAACGUAUGGUCUAUCGGUUCCUGCGCUAAAUUACGUAAAUAUGAUAACACUGGUUGUUUUCCUUGAAAUCCUUGUAAUUGUUUAUAUCAUUUAAAGCCAUCAUGUAUCAUAAAUAAUGCUGAUUUUUUCAUGUAUUGUUUCUGUUUAAUUCAUAUGAAAUAGGCACUAGCAAGCAAAAUUGAAGUAAAAUGAUGGCAAUAUUAGGUAUUAGGUGUUACAUUGGCAUUGUGAAAAGGUGAUAACCUAAAACCCACAUAAUAUCCUUAAUCUUAUCUUAUAUCAAUGUAUUGUUUUAACUUUGUGAUAAUAAAGUAAUAUAUUAA
Messenger RNA from Pecten maximus, 2358 nucleotides. Its product is annotated as transmembrane protein 179B-like. Bases 284 to 958 code for a protein of 224 amino acids. The transcript has 5 exons. The record is from RefSeq and is a predicted model, not a curated record. Lineage: Eukaryota; Metazoa; Mollusca; Bivalvia; Pectinida; Pectinidae.